Molecule: messenger RNA, 3240 nt
Organism: Penicillium salamii
Lineage: Eukaryota; Fungi; Ascomycota; Eurotiomycetes; Eurotiales; Aspergillaceae
Source: the annotation of a GenBank genome assembly
AUGUCGCAGGAAAGAGAGAAAGGCUCUCCUGCCGACACUAACCAACAACCCCUCUCCCAGCCGGCUCAUAGUCUCUCAUUCGAAGAUGUCAUCACCGAACUUGGCACCAACUCCGAUGACGGGCUGACCUCCGCGGAUGUCAAACAGCGGUUGGAGAAAUAUGGCGAGAACAUGCUCGAAGGAGAUGAGGGUGUUUCCCUUGCCAAGAUUGUCAUCCGGCAGAUCGCCAAUGCCAUGAUGCUGGUCCUGAUUAUUGCCAUGGCGGUUAGUUUCGGCAUCCAGUCAUGGAUCGAAGGUGGUUUCAUUGCUGCCGUCAUCGGAUUGAACAUCGUGGUGGGAGUAUACCAGGACUAUGCUGCGGAGAAAACUAUGGAUUCAUUGCGAUCACUCAGCUCUCCAACGGGUGUAGUCUCUCGUGAUGGCAAGACUGCGACCGUUGCAGCAAACGAAAUUGUUCCUGGUGACAUGGUGGAAUUAAAAGUCGGAGACACUGUUCCCGCCGAUGUCCGGUUGGUUGAAGCAUUCAACUUCGAAACCGACGAAGCACUCUUAACUGGCGAGUCUCUGCCAGUACAGAAAGAAGCCGAAAGCAUCUUCGAUAUCGAAACAGGCCCAGGAGACAGACUGAACAUUGCUUACAGUUCCUCAACCGUAACCCGAGGACGAGCCCGCGGUGUCGUUGUGGGAACUGGAAUGCGCACGGAAAUUGGAGCCAUUGCGCAGGCCCUACGCGGAACAGACUCUAGACGUCGACCCGUCAAGCGUGGACCUGAAGGCGAGACAAAGAAGAGAUGGUACGUCCAGGCCUGGACUUUGACGACCACGGAUGCCAUCGGUCGGUUCUUGGGCACAAAUGUCGGCACACCGCUGCAGCGCAAGCUCUCCAAACUGGCCCUCCUUCUUUUUGCUAUUGCUGUGAUUUUCGCUAUUGUCGUUGCAGGUUCAAACAACUGGCGCGGGGAUAGCGAAGUCAUCAUUUAUGCGGUCGCCACCGGUCUGGCUAUGAUUCCAGCCUGUUUGGUAGUUGUCCUGACCAUCACUAUGGCCGUUGGCACGAAGCAAAUGGUGAAGCGAAAUGUCAUUGUGCGAAAACUCGACUCUCUGGAGGCUCUCGGUGCCGUCACCAACAUCUGUUCCGAUAAGACUGGUACUCUCACACAAGGCCGCAUGGUCGCCAAACGAGCUUGGAUUCCGUCUCUGGGUACAUACUCUGUCGGUGCCUCCAAUGAGCCUCUGAACCCCCGCGAUGGCGAUCUGAGCCUUGUUCCCGAACCCCCAAUCCAGGUUGGACAAGACAAUCUUGGCCAGGUUGCAUCACCGGACGAUCUUCUGAAAGAUAACGAUACUCUGAUGGACUACCUUGAUGUUGCCUCCAUGGCCAACCUGGCCCAUAUCCACGAGACAGCCAAUGACGGAUGGCAAGCUCGAGGUGAGCCAACUGACAUCGCUAUUCAAGUCUUCGCCUCUCGAUUCAACUGGGGUUUGGACCGUUGGACCAAAGGCGAGAAGCCAACAUGGGCUCAGAAGGCGGAGUACCCCUUCGAUUCCAGUGUUAAGAAGAUGUCCGUUAUCUUCGCCAAACGUCAAGAGCACUCAGAGAAAAAGCGUGAGAUGAUCUUCACCAAAGGCGCCGUCGAGCGCGUUCUGGAAGCUUGCACCACCAUCAAAUGGAAGCCUAACUCUGAGCCUGUCCCUAUUGAUGACGACAUCAAGGACGAGAUUUUGAACAACAUGGAGGCUCUGGCCAAAGAGGGACUGCGAGUCCUCGCCUUGGCCGGUCGGGAAAACACUUCACCGGCACCAGAGGGUGGCGAUCCUCUCCCCCGAGAGGAGGUUGAGAAAAAUCUGUCAUUCUACGGACUCAUUGGUCUUUACGACCCGCCUCGCCCCGAGACAGCUGGCGCUAUUGCUCAAUGUUACAAAGCCGGUAUUUCGGUGCACAUGGUAACUGGUGACCACCCGGGUACUGCGCGAGCUAUCGCUGCGCAAGUUGGAAUCAUCCCUGCGAAUAUGGAUAUGAUUGCCAAGGAUGUCGCUGAUGCCAUGGUCAUGACAGCCUCCGAGUUUGACAGGCUGACCGAAGAUGAAAUCGACAACCUGCCCACGCUCCCAUUGGUCAUUGCUCGCUGUGCUCCCAACACCAAGGUCCGUAUGAUUGAUGCUCUCCAUCGCCGUGGUCGGUUUGUUGCUAUGACUGGUGAUGGUGUCAACGACUCACCGUCGCUUAAGCGUGCCGAUGUCGGUAUUGCCAUGGGCCAGAAUGGCUCUGAUGUGGCUAAAGACGCCUCCGAGUUGGUUCUUUCUGAUGACAACUUUGCCUCUAUCAUCAACGGCAUUGAAGAAGGCCGUCGUAUCUUCGACAACAUCCAGAAGUUUGUUUUGCAUCUUCUGGCUGAAAACGUUGCUUUGGCUUUGACUUUGCUCAUUGGUCUUGCAUUCAAGGAUGAUAGCAACCAGUCUGUCUUCCCCAUUGCCCCCGUUGAAAUCAUCUGGAUUAUCAUGAUUACCUCCGGCCUUCCCGACAUGGGACUCGGAAUGGAGAUUGCCGCCCCGGAAGUGAUGGACCGCCCACCCCAAAGUAAGCAAGGUAUCUUCACCUGGGAGAUCAUCAUCGACACUCUUGUCUACGGUGUCUGGAUGGCCGCUCUGUGUCUGUCAGCCUUUGCUCUCGUGAUGUUCCGAUGGGGUGAUGGAAAUCUUGCCACCGGCUGUAACACUCAGUACAACGACCCGACAAAGCCCUAUACUUGCGACACUGUUUUCCGCGCCCGUGCGACAACCUUCACCUGCAUGACUUGGUUUGCCCUCUUCCUCGCCUGGGAAAUGAUGAAUCUCCGCCGCAGCUUUUUCCAAAUGCAACCCGACUCCAAGCGCUACUUCACGCAAUGGAUGCAUGACAUCUGGCGCAACAAGUUCCUCUUCUUCGGAAUCAUGACUGGUUUCGUCCUCGCUUUCCCCAUCCUGUACAUCCCAGUCAUCAACCACAAGGUCUUCAAGCACAGCAGUAUCUCCUGGGAGUGGGGUAUUGUCUUUGUCGAGACAGUGCUGUUCUUCCUUGGUAUUGAGAGCUGGAAGUGGUGCAAGCGGGUCUACUUCCGUCGUCAGGCGCGCAAGGCUGCAGAGAAGGGCGACCAGCCUGGCGGUGAGCGCCGCGGGCUUAGAGACUUCAGCCGGUACAACACCAUGGAUCGGUCGGACACCCAGGCCAGUGACAUGAAGGUUGAACAAUCUAUGGUGUAA